AUGGACGAGGUCUUCAAGACGAGGACCUCGGGUCCGCAGAGCGGCGUGAUAGAUACUGCUGCUCUGGCACCACAUAUUGUCUUCGUCGCCCUCCUCGUGAUAGACCUGACACGGACACUGACCACACUUUCAACCUUCCUGUCGCUUCCACCUCCACAUCCCCAUCAUCCCACCGCCCUUCCGCUCCGCCAUGAUCCCCUCCGCUCCCUCUUGAAAGACAUUGACCCGCACACAUUCUCUUGCCCGCGGAAAGCAAAGCAUUGGCCCGUGGAUUUUCGCUACCUCCACGCCAGACUCGAGCUACCACCUCUCCGCCGCUGGAUCUCUCAUAUCUACGACCGUCGUCUUCCCGCGAAAUCCUCCUCGAAUCGAUCCCACACAAUCACAUCACCCAUAAUGGCACACGAGCUGGGGUCAGGAACCCCAAUGCUCGUCGACCACAAAGAUGACUGGACCUCCAUCGACCAUGUGUCGGUGUGCAACAUGACUAGCGACCACAUGGCGCCGAUGCCACGCAAGAGGAGGGCAACAUGGAGCAACAUGAACGAAUACGAAAGCAUUGCCGGCGCGCUGCGAAGAUUGUGCAUGGAACACCAACUGGGUCUAUCUCUUAACUUCAUCCUCCUCCUCGGCAUGACACAUGUCGUUUUCCCUUCGCUGCGACCCACCACGAAGGCCUUCUUCGCCUUGUCGUACCCGUCCACUGAAGCACCGGGCUUCUACCUUCAAGGACCGAAAGACAUGUACCUCGUAGCGAGCUGCGUUGUCUACUUCACCGCAUUCCGGGCCUUGAUGCUGGAUUACGUGCUCACACCAUUGGCCGCUGCAUGCGGUAUCGGGAGGAAGAAGGGCCGCGUGCGGUUCGCUGAGCAGUCGUAUAUGCUGCUAUACUACAUUGUGAUAUGGUUUUGGGGACUGGCACUUUUCGUCAAGGAUACACCGACGGAUGUCGACAGCGUGGAAAGUCUGCUCAUCUCCAUGUGGAGGGACUUUCCCAGACUUCUCCUCACGCCUGGGAUGAAGCUCUACUACCUCUCGCAAUUGGCGUUUUGGGUGCAGCAAGUCGUGGUCAUCCACCUGGAAGAGCGAAGAAAAGAUCACUACCAGAUGUUGACACACCAUUUCGUGACCGUGGGAUUGAUGAUGGGAAGUUAUGGAUACCGCCAAUGGCGAGUCGGCAAUGCCAUCUUGGUGUGCAUGGAUAUCGUGGACUUGAUCUUCCCAGCAGCCAAGAUCUUGCGAUAUCUGGGCUUGCAAGCAGCGUGUGAUGCCAUGUUUGGACUGUUCGUCGUCACCUGGUUUGUGGCGCGCCAUGUCUUCUAUCUGGGAAUCUGCUGGAGCAUCUACGCGCACGUCAACUCUGCGGCGAUGCCGUACGGAGUGUACUCGACGAUCACGGGCAGGAUACUUUCCACGGAUGGCGGUGACAAGGUGCUGGAGCACCUUCUUCAGCCGAUCUUGAACCCGCAAGCAAAGACCAUCUCCUUCAAUGCCAACAUUCGAUGGUCAUUCCUAGGUCUUCUUCUCGGAUUGCAAUGCAUCACCCUCGUCUGGCUGAUGAUGAUCAUCCGCGUUGUGAUUCGUGUUUUGCGCGGACAAGGUGCGGACGAUACCCGAAGCGACGAUGAAGACGAGGGCGAAAUCGACGAGAUCGAAGACAAGUGCCAUCCACAACUUCCACACAGCUCGGUGCCGAUCGUCGCCUCGGCGGAAGAUGAGGAGAAGCCGCGAUUUAUUGAAGUGGAGACGACCUCCGAGGAGGCUGCAUGGCCAGCAAGGAAUGGCAGCAGUGGAGGGAAGAGGAAGGCUAGAGGCAUUUCCAGUGGGCUGAAGUUGGGAGAGCACAAAGAGAUUCUUAAUAGGAUUGGAUGCUUGAGCGAGGAACAGCUCGCGAGGGAAAGGGAGAUGAGGCAAGGAAGCAGCAGUCCUGGCUUGCGAUGA
This is a messenger RNA of Zymoseptoria tritici IPO323, 1941 nucleotides long. RefSeq lists its product as uncharacterized. Gene Ontology annotation, cellular component: membrane. Gene Ontology annotation, biological process: ceramide biosynthetic process. Gene Ontology annotation, molecular function: sphingosine N-acyltransferase activity. The record is from RefSeq and is a predicted model, not a curated record. Bases 1 to 1941 code for a protein of 646 amino acids. Lineage: Eukaryota; Fungi; Ascomycota; Dothideomycetes; Mycosphaerellales; Mycosphaerellaceae. The transcript has 3 exons.